Mercenaria mercenaria is the source of this 1833-nucleotide messenger RNA. Its product is annotated as interferon-induced protein 44-like. NCBI's taxonomy places the organism in Eukaryota, Metazoa, Mollusca, Bivalvia, Venerida, Veneridae. Gene Ontology annotation, molecular function: GTP binding. Bases 121 to 1026 code for a protein of 301 amino acids. The record is from RefSeq and is a predicted model, not a curated record. The transcript has 6 exons.
UCUCAAAAGUAAAUACAAUAAAUGAACUUUAUGUCUAAUCGAUAGCGGAAAAGAUUAACAAGUAAAGGAAAGGGAAGGAACGAGACGGAUUUACAGUAAAUAAACAUAUCGCGUUAUAUAAUGGAAGGAGCAGUUUCCUACAUCAACCCAUGGGCAUGGUAUCGCUGGGCUCGGCCUCAUCCGAUACUAGAUAAACCAUGGAGGCGGGAAGGGGAUCCCGAACAGAUAAAUGAGCAGCUCGCCGAAAAACUACGUAAAGAUAUUACAGACAUCAAGUUCAACAGAGGUAUGAAGAAAGCUAAUGUUAUUGUUCUCGGGCCAGCAGGAGCAGGGAAAUCGUCUUUCAUAAAUUCCCUUCUUAGCUGCAUGAAAGGACGACUAUCAAAGAAGACAACUACUAGUGUCUCUGAUGGCGACAGUUUUACAACAAAGAUGCUAAAACUUACAGCAAAAGACUUAAACAUACGGUUGUUCGACACAAUGGGAAUCAAUGUUAAGAAGUUCAUAUCCGAAGAAGAAAUCAAAUCUAUUCUCGAAGGGAAACUGAAACAUGGAUAUUCGUUCCGUAAAAAGGAUACGACAGAAAGUGAACCUAACACUGAUUAUACAAAUGUGGAACCAAAAGAAAAUGAAAAAAUACAGGUAGCUGUCAUUGUGGUUGCUGCUGAUGCAAUGAAGGAUAUACCAUCGGAUGAAAAUAAAAUGUCAGCAAUUAGAGAAAAGGUGAAGGAGAUUUCAGAAGUUCUCAAAGAAUAUGACAUUCUUCCAAUAUACAUACUGACGAAUGUUGAUGCCAUCUGUGCUGAAGUACGAAGGAGUCCGAAAAUGAUAUUUCAGAGUAGAGCCGUGCACGAAAUGGUCAAGAAAGUUCAUGAUACAUUUGGUCCAGACGAAAAUGAUAUUUUCCCAGUCGUUAAUUAUGUAAAAGAAGUGGAUACCACCACCGUUAGAGACAUUCCACUUUUAUUUGCUUUACGGCACAUUGUCAGGUUGGCUGCGGACCAUGCAGAAAAUGACAGUAUAUGAAACAAUGAAUGUUUUAACAUUUGAUGGUGCUGGAUUGAUUCCAUGUGAAAUUUCGUUUCAAGCUUAUACAUUCUUUGUUUGCACGAUUCUUGAAAACGUGUAGAAAAUUGUCAAAUUCCAUUUUUUAAAUCUACAAAUUACCAGUCUAUCGCAAAAUAAAGGGUAAAGCCAUUCGAAACAAGUAUAUCCCGUUCAUAUAAUAUUAUUGAAAAUGCAAUACGUAAACAAAACACACGUACUGAACAUUUUAAACAUACUGUGACGUCUUUUAACUAGUUCAUUGAUAAUGUAAACUAUUAAAAGUAUAAUAUUUGCGACUCUGAUUCUUUCUGGUCCUUUUAAGAACGAUGUUUAAUUUUCUUAAAUAUGAUUGAUUUUAAUGUUGGGAGAAGUUUGCCACAUCUUUUUUUUUGUGAGUAUAUAUAUUUAGUAUAUAAGUCAAUAAACAGGUAUUUUAAACUUUUUAGGAUACAAAGACUGUACAUUUCAAUGAAGAAAGUGAAACUGAGUGAGAAAAAUGUUUGAAAUUAAGACAUGUAAAGUUUUCGGUCAUGUUAAAUGUCAGUAUGAUACAGAACUUUGGUUAAUUUUAGAUGUUCUUAUUGAAGAAAGAAUAAUUUGUUUUGAUACAUCGCUAUGGCCUAUGACAAAAACACAAGUUCGAAGCUCAAUCGGGUAUAUUGUGGACACCUAACCAUCACUUAUAGUAAAAAGAGGAAGAAGAGAAAGCGGUGGGUCGUAAAUGUGUGUUGGUGGAAGGGGAGGCAGGUCUCAAAUAGGUACCACCACCAGCAUACUUAUUUUGUA